Chenopodium quinoa (quinoa) is the source of this 1725-nucleotide messenger RNA. RefSeq names its product mitochondrial uncoupling protein 4-like. Lineage: Eukaryota; Viridiplantae; Streptophyta; Magnoliopsida; Caryophyllales; Amaranthaceae. Bases 291 to 1256 code for a protein of 321 amino acids. The transcript has a single exon. Gene Ontology annotation, biological process: malate transmembrane transport; phosphate ion transmembrane transport; oxaloacetate transport. Gene Ontology annotation, molecular function: oxaloacetate transmembrane transporter activity; succinate transmembrane transporter activity; antiporter activity. The record is from RefSeq and is a predicted model, not a curated record.
CCUAUAAAUAGUCUCUUAAAAAUCAGCAAAUAUCACACAUCAUUUUUAGUCUUGUUUUCAAACGCAAACCCUGAAUUCAUAUGUCUCACAGGUCUCACGUUCCUCAUUACUCUUCUAUAGCUUUCGGCCUCCAUUCCCAUCUCCUCGUCUCCAGUGAGAUGAUCUCCAAUUCCAACUGGUCUCAUUAAUAAUAAAAUCUACUCUCCUCAAUUCGUCUUCUCUAAUUUUAGCCGAUUCUUUGAUUAUAAACCAACCAAUCUAAUUCUUUUUUGUGCUAACCAAAUAAAAUCAUGGGAGUGAAAGGAUUCGUAGAGGGUGGAAUCGCAUCCAUUAUCGCUGGAUGUUCAACCCACCCUCUCGACCUUAUCAAAGUCCGAAUGCAACUUCAAGGCGAACCCGCUAUCGCCCCCACCACAACCACCGCCCUCCGUCCCGCUCUCGCCUUCCACCCGUCUUCCGUGCCCCACACAAUCACCCUCCCCACCCAACCCCCACCCCCUCGCGUCGGCCCUAUCGGCGUCGGCGUCCGUAUCGUCCAACAAGAAGGCGUCGCCGCCAUGUUUUCCGGCGUUUCCGCUACCGUACUCCGACAAACCCUCUACUCCACCACCCGAAUGGGCCUCUACGAAAUCCUCAAAACCAAAUGGACCGACCCACAAACCGGAUCCCUCACUCUCGGUCGUAAAAUCGCCGCCGGUCUCGUCGCAGGCGGAAUCGGCGCAGCCGUCGGUAACCCCGCCGACGUCGCCAUGGUCCGCAUGCAAGCCGACGGCCGCCUCCCACCGUCGCAACGCCGGAACUACAAAAGCGUCGUCGAAGCAAUCCAAAGAAUGGUAAAAGACGAAGGAAUCACUUCUCUGUGGCGCGGUUCAAGCCUUACGGUGAACCGCGCCAUGCUCGUAACUGCGUCGCAAUUAGCGUCGUACGAUCAGAUCAAGGAGUCGAUAAUUGAUCGUGGGGUGAUGAAGGACGGGCUUGGGACCCACGUAACGGCUAGUUUUGCGGCGGGGUUUGUGGCGGCGGUGGUUUCGAAUCCGGUGGAUGUGAUUAAAACAAGGGUUAUGAAUAUGAAAGUUGCUAGUGGUGAAACGGCGCCGUAUAAUGGUGCUCUUGAUUGUGCGUUGAAGACCGUCCGAUCUGAGGGGAUCAUGGCUCUUUACAAAGGGUUCAUUCCUACCAUUUCUAGGCAGGGCCCAUUUACUGUUGUGCUUUUCGUUACUUUGGAACAAGUCCGUAAACUCCUCAAAGAUUUCUAAUUAUUUCAAAAUUAGAAAAUAAUAAAAGGGUAAAAUGGUAAUUUAAUUAAUGAUGAUGACGAAGAUAAUUAGGAAAGUUAAAUGGUACAUUUAAUGUUUUUGUUGGGGGUUCCUUGAACUUGGGGAUUAUAGGAGUGUGAUUUGGUACAGUGUUUAACAGCUGUUUGGGGGGUAAGUUGGUAAUUUCGUAUUCAGUGUGUUGAAAUUGUAAUAUUCGUUGCGUAUGUUCUCGAGAUGUUUCAACUAGUAUGAUUAAAAAUUGGAGUUUGUGAUUUUGUUUUUUGAAUGGAGUAUGUUUUUUUGAUAUCAUGUUUGUGUUAGGUGUUGAUCUAUUAUACGGAGGAUUUGUUUAAUUUAAAAAGAUUUUGUUUGUUGGUUAAUUUGGUGAUUGCGUGAGAAGUUGAUGUGUAAGAUGUUUGAUCGACAAAGGAGAGAUGUUUAUUUGAAAUCAAUUUGUGUAUUCAAUCAA